Messenger RNA from Amyelois transitella, 1317 nucleotides. RefSeq lists its product as uncharacterized. Gene Ontology annotation, cellular component: mitochondrion. The record is from RefSeq and is a predicted model, not a curated record. Bases 16 to 1302 code for a protein of 428 amino acids. Lineage: Eukaryota; Metazoa; Arthropoda; Insecta; Lepidoptera; Pyralidae. Gene Ontology annotation, molecular function: 5-formyltetrahydrofolate cyclo-ligase activity. The transcript is spliced from 10 exons. Gene Ontology annotation, biological process: tetrahydrofolate interconversion; folic acid-containing compound biosynthetic process.
UCUAUACGCUUAGACAUGUUUCUCUUAUUAGAAUCUUCUUGGAUUUUUUUAACACCGACGUGUUUUUUGAUUUUCCACAUAAUUUGGGUCAGAAAUUUUGCCAGCGGAAAAAAGUACAGAAUAACGAAAAUGAGUAAAGUACAGCCAAAUCCAGCUAAAACUGCGCUAAGAGCUGAGAUAGACUCCCGGCUCGCAGCACUGACGCAGGAAGAGAAGAAGAGGCAAUCAGAGAUCGUCUUUCAAAAGCUGAUAAACCACCCCUGGUACCAGAACUCCAAGCGUAUCUCACUCUUCCUAAGCACUGACACGGAAAUCAACACUAUGCCAAUUUUAGACCACAUCAGAAAAAGAGGUGCCGCAGCUUUCGUUCCUCAAUACGCAGGGGGUCGAAUGAAAAUGCUGAAGAUGGAUUUUGGUGAUGAAGACUAUAUGCCGGAGACGAAGCACGGGAUAAAGCAGCACGCUAAGGAGGUCGUGAGGGAAGAUGCCAUGGAAAGCGGUGGUCUUGACCUGAUCAUAGCCCCGGGAGUAGCGUUCACCAGAUCUGGGGACAGGCUGGGGCACGGCGGGGGUUACUAUGACAAGUACCUGUCCAACGCCCGCGCCAACCCUGAUGUGGCACCUAAGGUGGUUGCAGUGGCGUUUGACUGUCAAAUUGUGGACUCGGUGCCGAUGGAUGCGCAUGAUCAGAAAAUUGACCUAGUUAUAAUGAGUGAUGCAAAGCCGAAUCCAGAAAAAGCUGCACUCAGGGCUGAGAUAGAUAAGCGUCUAGCAGCCCUUACGGAGGAGGAGAAGAAGAGGCAGUCAGAGGUAGUCUUCCAAAAGUUAAUCACCCACCCGUGGUACCAAAAAGCCAAACGGGUUUCAGUCUUCCUCGGCACUGGGACAGAAAUCGAUACUCGACCCAUUCUGAACCACAUCAGGGAUCGUGGUGGUUCAGCUUUUGUCCCCCAAUACAUUGGAGGCCGGAGAAUGAGGAUGCUCCGUAUGGAGAAGGGCGAUGAAGAUCUGAUGCCGUUUACCAGGCACGGGAUCCAGCAGCACCCGAGGGACCUGGUCAGAGAGGAUGCUAUGGAAAAUGGUGGUCUCGACCUGAUAAUAUCCCCUGGGGCAGCAUUCACCCGUUCUGGGGACAGACUGGGUCAUGGUGGGCGGUAUUAUGACAACUUCAUCGCCAGUACCCGUCUCAACCCCAAUACUGCUCCUAAGGUGAUUGGCGUCUCAUUUAACUGUCAAGUUGUGGAUUACGUGCCAAUGGACGCACACGACCAGAAAAUAGAUGAAGUGUUGUUCUCUGAAUAAAAAUAUAAUUUCAUU